CCUGUGCGUAAUGACGGCACACACUGGCGUCCCAGACAGUGAACAACACGCACUAAGUAUAGAUCGGCGAAAGUGCUAGCUUUGAAACAAAGUAAAGUAGCAUAUAACUGAUAAGUAUAUGUAGUAAUAAUAAUAGCAAAUAACAGUGGAGUUACAGCAAAGAUCUGGUUGAUCGUAUUGACUCGAGCUAGUGACGCCUAAAAUGGAGGAACAGCACAGGCACUGCGCAAACUGCGUAAACCGGAGGUGCAUGAUCAGGCCGGAGCCUGGAGUUUCCUGCGACCUGGUCGGUUGCUCCCUGGUGUGCGGCGCGGUCUUCCACUCGUGUAAAGCUGGAGAGCACCGCCUGCUCUGUCCUCGUGAAAGAGUGCCAUGUGUGAACAGUGACUUCGGGUGUCCCUUCACCGUCCCCCGGCACAAAAUCGCCGCCCACCUCAAAGUGUGCCCGGCGAGCGUGGUGUGUUGCACCAUGGAGUGGAAUCGCUGGCCCGUCAGCUACGCCGACCGCAAGUCCUAUGAGAACCUGAGCAAGGAUAUCGACGUGGUGGAGCAGCUUGACAUGGCUUUGGCCCUGCAAGAUCAACGGAUGCUGUUGGAGUCGCUCAAAGUAGCAUCCAUGGCGUCCAAAAAUGUCGACAAAAGGGCUAGCUUGGGUGAGGAAGUACCUGUAGUGUCAACACUUCCAGACGCUAAAAUAGCUAAUGGAAUCAUCGGUAUAGACGAGGAGUCUUACGGUGAGCUCUAUCAAGCUACAGUAGAAACCAGCAGAAGUUUAGUGGCAGCUUUAGAUAUCCUCAGUAACACAACCAAGGAAAUGGACUUAGUCAAUGGAAACAUAACGGAGAAAAAGUCAGGGACAACUGAGGCACACAGCGAGGGAAGCAGAGAGGAAGACUUGGACCUGGAGUAUGCAGAUAGGCAGGAGUGUGACACAGAGUCUGAUUGUGAGCUUGGAGCAGUAGGGGGAACUGAUUGUGAAUUUCCAGUAGGUGCCUUGAGUGAUGGGAACAAGUGGAUGGAACAGAAUGGAUUAGUAGAAGUUUUAGAGGAUAGGUUGGAGGAGGAUGGAAUGACGGGGUUUGACAGGAGACUGCCACGCAAUGGUUUCCACCCUGUAUGGGGUGAACAGAUCAAGCCUGGUUGGGAUGAGAUGGACUUGGAUGCGGCUGAGUUCAGACAGCCUGAGAUGGACUCUUUCGAAAUCGGUCAGCCUGAAAAUGACCUGGAGGUGCCUUACCAUUCCAUAUCUUUCGAAGCCCAGGAGCUGCCAGGUUCCCAGCCUCCAGCACUGGUGCUACCACUGGCGCUACCACUUCCAAUUGAGUUUCCUGACCUGGUGCAUGGAGAUGCUCUGCAGCACCUACCUGUUGUCUUUGAGGACAGAUGGUUGGCGCGCAAGAUGCAUAACCUGCAGAUGCUCAGGGGCAUGAGCAUAUGCACGCUAAACGGUCGCCGGGCUUUCUUCACCGAUGCCUGCCCCUUCCGUGUGAAGAAGGAAGACAAAUCGGUGGAUACCUCUGAUCUGGAAGUGACCGACGACCCAAUGGGUCUCCACGGAAUUGACGUCAUUACCGCGGCCUUGCUCUUCUGCCUGGGAGACUCCCCUGGAGGCCGAGGGAUCUCAGACAGCCGAUUCGUUGACGGCUGCCGCAUCGACUUGGGCACUCAGACCUUCUCCUUCCCUUCCGCCAUAUUGGCGACCAAGACCAUGGUGGGUGAUAUAGCAUCGGCUCCCGCCUGCGACCACGCCAACCCACAGCUCUCCAACCCAAGCCCCUUUCACACUCUCCGGCUGGACCUGGUCCUCGAGUGCGUGGCUCGCUACCAGACCAAGCAGCGCUCCAUGUUUACCUUCGUGUGCGGCCAGCUCUUCCGCCGAGACGAGUUCUCUUCCCACUUCAAAAACGUCCAUGGGGACAUUCAUGCAGGCCUCAAUGGCUGGAUGGAGCAUCGCUGUCCCCUAGCCUGCUAUGGCUGCACCUACUCCCAGAGGCGGUUCUGCCCGUCUGUGCAGGGUUUCCGGAUCAUCCACGACCGCCACCUGAGGUCCUUUGGGGUUCAGCCCAGCGUUCCUACACCGGCCGCCAGACCCCUCUCAGACAGGAUGUGUGCAUUUGCGUCGCAGUGGGACGGUCUGAGUAGCCUUCCCUUUGAGGUUCUGCAGCACAUCGCCUCCUUCCUGGAUGGCUUUAGCCUGUGCCAGUUCUCCAGGGUGUCGCACCUGAUGAGGGACGUCUGUGCCAGCCUCCUGAUGGUGCGUGGGAUGGUCGUACUGCUGUGGGAGAAGACUCUCCUGCCUAAUGGGUCGUCAUCGUGGCAGAUAAAGGACAAGGUGUGGCAGUUUAGCACAGCCUUUGGCACCGUGGAUGAGUGGAAGUUCGCCAACAUCGCCAGCAUGGCCGACCACCUGAAAGAGUGCAAGUUCAACACUGUGGAGCGGCGCGAGGAGGCUGUGCCCCUACCGUGCAUGUGCUACACUAGAGAGCUCACCAGAGAGGGCCGCUCGCUGCGCUCUGUCCUCAAGCCUCUGCUAUGAAAUGGAUCUCCAUUAAUCUCAAUCGUAGCGCAAUACUCAUCCAGUUUACUGCAGGUUACUUUUACAUUAAGAACUUAUCACCAUGUAAAUAUAUAUUUUCUAUGUCAAUGUUUUGUUUUGUAAAUUCAAUUACUGUGAUAUCAGAAUUGAAAAGCAGAGCCUUAACGAAGUAACACUUAACUUGCUGGACAUAAAUUUCUAUUGGUCGAAUUGUAUGCUGAGUUUUUAUUGGUUGAAUGUACUGCAAGGUUGUUAUUGGUUUAUUUAUAUAAAAACUUUGCACGGUUUGAUUCAUAACGGGUGCCCUUUUUUGGCAAUAAAAACUUGAGAAAUUGUGUACAUUUCAGGAGGAAACUCAAGGAUCUAUGUAUUUACUGACCAAACUUACACUAAGUAAUCUGUUUCUCCUUUUUUCAUGAAUGGAAACUAUGCAUAUAAUCAAUUUACUUUAAGUACCUCUUAUGGUGUUGAUUCAAAUGCUGACAAUGGGUUUUAGGGUAUAAUCUAGCUGAAUAAUUGUAAAAAGACAUUUUGAUGAAAAAUGUUUUUUCUUUAUAAUAAAAGUAAGGAUUAUACUAUAUUAAGAUAGAACCUUUUAUACAAUUUAAAUAGAUUAAUACAUUCUUAAAUGCAGACACUACAUCUGUUUCUGUGUAAUUAAAAAGUAAAAAAAAAAAAAAACAAUACUAUAACGUGUCACCUUGCACUUUACUCUUGAGUGUUUAUUUUAAAUCAGCUUGUUUUUUUUCUGCAGAGAGGAAAGUCAGCGUUUCACUUAACCCCAAAACCGUUUUUUUUUUUUUUAAUUAAUUCUCAGUAGCAUUGAUUAUGUUUACAGUAUUUGCAGACUAUUUUUUUAUUAUAAAAUGUUGGCAGAUCUGUCAACAUUACCAGAAUAAUUUUACUCUCUAAAAUGUUUUUAUACAGAUUAGUUUUUAAAAGGUAUUGUUUUUUCUAUUUUUUUUUUUUUUUUUUACCUUACAAUUUUAACUUUAUGAAUGAGAGGAUGAGAAGGAUUAAAUGCAUGUGAAUAACUUUCUAGUGUCCAGAACAGGGAGGUCCUUUUUAUUGUGGAGUUAAUUACCUUUAACAGCCUUACAGACCUUCUGGUAAAGCGAUGCUGGCUGAUUGUAAUACGGGUCAUUAGAAAAGACACAUGAACAGUGGGUGUAACUUGAAUCAAUCAGUGUAGUUUAAUUAUAAUUAAAUGAAUGUUAAAAGUGCAUUUUUCCCCCCGUUUUUCCUGUUUUCUAUUUUCACGGUCGAUAUUUUUAGUUUGCUGUUGUGUGCUCUCUAAAAUUGCAUAGUAGAAAUUGGAUUGAUCGUACCAAGCUGUGUCUCCAUUAAAUAUAUUUCCUCCCUUCCUAUCCGUCCUUUAUUCACGAUUUAAUGGUUUUUUUCUGUAUCCAAAAUGUAUGUUUACAAGUAUGCUGGCUUUCAUUUUGACUAGAAGCUAUAGAUACAUCUGGUACGGUUGCAAGAACGGAAGGCACAUGCCCACCAAGUAUUAUCCAGUGUUUUGUGUGUGAAAUGUUUUUUUUUAUUAUUUGUUUGCAGGAUAGGAGUGCAUAUUAAUGUUUUAAUUUAUAACCAAAACUUUCUUCUUGGUGUGUUUUGUCUUUCCAUAACCAUUUAUGUGUGAUUUUGCUUCAGUUUACAAGGCAGAAAGUGCAUGUCAGUCUUGAUGCUGUGUAGCGCCCGUGAUCUCAGUGUCAUUGAAGUUGUUUUCCAAGCGGAAAUUACAGUUACUGAGGUCAUGUUUUGGCUUUGGAAACUUACUAAGUUUCCCCAUUCGAGAAAGGCUAUAUUUUAUGGCGAGUAGAUAAUGUGUUAUGACAGAACUAAGGACGGAGCUUAAUCGUAGUUAAUAAGAAACUAAAAAUGUUGCUUACCGACCGAAGUGCUGAAAAUCAGUAUUGUGAAGUCAACAGAAUGUUUGUCAUAGUAUUUAUAGGCUUUUUAUUUUUGCCUUUUCCUACACAGCUGAACUUGAUCAUUUGUAUUUUUUCACUAUUAACACUAAUAUUUUGUUUGCUUAUUAUAAUUUUUAUUAUCAUAAAUGUGUGUUGCUGUUGGUCAUCAUCACAUGAUAGUUCUCUGAAAGCAGGGAUCCCUGCAGUUGUAGCAGUAAAAGAACAUCAAUCAGGGGGUAUCAUUGUAGAAGGUUUAACUUACAUUCUGUUUGAUUCUGUGGCAACUGUUUGAACAGGCGCACAUUGAGUGGAUCCAUGCAGUAUUUUAACCACGGGAAUCCCUAAUUGAUGACUGACGUAUUGUCUUAUGUGCCAUACAAUGCAUAACAUGUUUGAAAUAAAAUCUUCUUACCAACCUGUG
Messenger RNA from Paramormyrops kingsleyae, 4870 nucleotides. RefSeq names its product F-box protein 30a (gene fbxo30a). NCBI's taxonomy places the organism in Eukaryota, Metazoa, Chordata, Actinopteri, Osteoglossiformes, Mormyridae. Gene Ontology annotation, molecular function: zinc ion binding; ubiquitin protein ligase activity; protein binding. The record is from RefSeq and is a predicted model, not a curated record.